Tarenaya hassleriana is the source of this 688-nucleotide messenger RNA. Its product is annotated as oxygen-evolving enhancer protein 3-2, chloroplastic-like. The record is from RefSeq and is a predicted model, not a curated record. The transcript has 4 exons. Gene Ontology annotation, cellular component: photosystem II; chloroplast; photosystem II oxygen evolving complex. Bases 1 to 492 code for a protein of 163 amino acids. NCBI's taxonomy places the organism in Eukaryota, Viridiplantae, Streptophyta, Magnoliopsida, Brassicales, Cleomaceae. Gene Ontology annotation, molecular function: calcium ion binding. Gene Ontology annotation, biological process: photosynthetic electron transport chain; photosynthesis.
AUGAACUCAGGUGACAGCUGCAACAACUUCUUUCAUGGUGUCGCCGAUGCUAUUCCGAUCAAAGUCGGUCCUCCUCCGCCUCCCUCCGGCGGUCUCCCGGGGACGUUGAACUCGGACGAAGCGAGAGAUCUGAAACUGCCGUACAAGGACAGGUUCUUCUUGCAACCUCUGUCACCGACGGAAGCGGCGGCUCGGGCCAAGGAGUCGGCGAAAGAGAUCGUGAACGUGAAGGCGUUCAUCGACAAGAAGGCGUGGCCGUACGUUCAGAACGACCUCCGCCUGAGGGCCGAAUACCUCCGUUACGAUCUCAACACCGUCAUCUCCUCCAAGCCCAAGGACGAGAAGCAGAACCUCAAGGAACUCACCGGAAAGCUCUUCCAAAGCAUCUCCGGCCUGGACCAUGCGGCGAAGAUAAAGAGCACUCCGGAGGCGGAGAAGUACUACGCGGAGACGGUUUCGAGCUUGAACGAUGUUCUUGCCAAGCUCGGUUAAUAAGAAGAAAGAUCUGUUUUGUUGUAAUUAUGUUCAUUUUGUCCAAAUACUUUGGCCAUCUUCUUCUUCUACUUCUGUCUGAAUUCUCCACCAUUUACAGUUCCAGUUCCAGUCUCGGAGUUCAACCUUAAUCUAAGUUCUUAGGUAGGAUCUUGUUCAUGGGCUCAUCGGAUUUAUCUAGCUUUACACUUAGCAU